This is a messenger RNA of Ornithodoros turicata, 995 nucleotides long. RefSeq lists its product as uncharacterized. The transcript is spliced from 2 exons. The record is from RefSeq and is a predicted model, not a curated record. The coding region runs from base 145 to 741 and encodes 198 amino acids. Lineage: Eukaryota; Metazoa; Arthropoda; Arachnida; Ixodida; Argasidae.
CGUGACUCACGCUGAGCAAGUGAUAACGUUAACCGGUCAACCCAUUUAACCCCUUGAGUAGAUGCCCCUGUUCUCUCUUUCUGCAGAAAAGGCUUUCGAAGUCCACUUUCUAGAUCGACGUCCGUUUGUCAAGACAUCUACAAGAUGAAGUCCGCCGUCAUCCUAUUCGUGCUGUUUCUGUCAGCUUUUCACAUCGUCUGCGCCGUAAAUCCCUUUACGGCUCCCUUGUCGUGGCUUCGCGACAUCCUGUACGGAGAUCACGAAGAACGGAGGUUGCUGCUGGCGUCUCGGAUAUUAGCAGCCGUCGUCAACGACCCCAUGUCCUUUGCAUCGGGACCCGACACACAGCUAGGAGGAUCGCCUGCUCUGGAGAAUGCAGAAGCUACGUCUGCUACGAAACGCUCGACGGCCACUACGCUUACAAGACGCAGGCGGACGAUAUUCAACGGCCACGUGGAGAAGUCUUUGCGUCUAGUUCGCUUGAACGACGUCAACGACUGCAUCUCGCUCAUGGUGUGCAGUGCGGCCAGAGUUCCAAGGAGUUACGGCAGCUUCGGCGUGAAAAUCAACCGUUUUUUUCGAUACCCAACCUGGGACAGUGGAUCUGCUGGAUCGUACUACGCAAAGAUAGCCCGCAUGGGACGGAAGUCAGGCUCCUGCCGAACCCGUUUCACGCGCUGCCGUCGACCGAUGAAACCUCUGUUUACGUCACGGACACGUGUCACACUGCGUGGGCGGUGACGUCAUUCGUCGCAGUCUCAAGUAUCUCCUCCACCUAAGAUCAGUUAUCAUCUACCAUUUUAUUUAUAAUGACAUCGUGAUCGCAAAUCAUCUAUGCCCCGAUUCUUUGACGCAACGUACGACUGGAUAUGUUUCACUCUAUGAUAUGUUUCUUGCAAUGCUACGAUGCCUCAUCACAUGUUCUGUACAUGUCAUCCUUCGUAACUUGCUACAUGGUUUCAGGUGCUGAAUAAACUUGAUGCAUUUUAGAUUAA